Molecule: messenger RNA, 4910 nt
Organism: Coregonus clupeaformis (lake whitefish)
Lineage: Eukaryota; Metazoa; Chordata; Actinopteri; Salmoniformes; Salmonidae
Product: long-chain-fatty-acid--CoA ligase 1
Exons: 23
Coding region: 323-2416 (697 amino acids)
Biological process (GO): long-chain fatty acid metabolic process; very long-chain fatty acid metabolic process; long-chain fatty-acyl-CoA biosynthetic process
Cellular component (GO): membrane; endoplasmic reticulum
Molecular function (GO): arachidonate-CoA ligase activity
Source: RefSeq, a predicted model, not a curated record
CGCAUGGUCGAUAUCACAAGGCUGGCGCGCUGCAAAGGUUGGUGGUCGUUGUUUUCACGAUAGAUUACUUUAGAAACCUAUUGAUGCUUCACAGACGAGACUAUUCAACGCCUUUAUCUAACUUGAAAUACCGGUGACCUGCCUGAAAGGGGGGUCUGUCAACUCCAGUCACUGUGCUGCUGCUUAGACUUGGCCACUAGUAGUGAAGCUGUCUGGUUUUGGGUUGUGGAUCAUAAGGACACUCUUGGUUGCAUAUCUGCUGUGGAGACGGCCUGAAAGACACCUGAAGGACAUCUACAGAGACGCUAGCUAAGGCCCAACCAUGCAAGCCCAGCAGCUCCUGAAUCAGCUGCGCAUCCCCGAGCUGGAUGAGGUACGGCAGUACCUGCGUAGCCUGUCCACGCACACGUUGGUGGGAGUAGGGGCGUUCGCUGCCCUCACAACCUACUGGUACACCACCCGGCCCAAGGCCCUGAAGCCACCAUGCGACCUGAGAAUGCAGUCCGUCGAGGUUCCGGGAGGAGAGUAUGCCCGCCGGUCAGCGCUGAUGGACAGCGACAAACACAUGACCCACCUGUACGACGAUGCCAAGACCAUGUAUGAGUUCUUCCUCAGGGGCGCACGGGUCUCCAAGAAUGGUCCCUGUCUUGGAGCAAGACAACCAAACCAGUCCUAUGAGUGGCUGUCAUACUCCGAGGUAGCAGAGAAGGCAGAGAACCUGGGCUCUGCGCUGCUCCACAGGGGACACACUAAAACCAAAGACCAGUUCAUCGGCAUCUUUGCUCAGAACCGACCAGAGUGGGCCAUCGCUGAGCUGGCCUGCUAUACCUUCUCUCUGGUGGCUGUGCCCCUGUAUGACACUCUGGGUACUGAGGCCAUCACCUACGUCAUCGACAAAGCCACCAUUUCCAGCAUACUGUGUGACGUCCCUGAGAAGGCCAGGCUAGUCCUGGCGUGUGUGUCUGGCAGGGAGCACAGUGUCAGAACCAUCAUCCUCAUGGAGCCUUUUGAUGAUGAGCUGGUGGCCAAGGGGAAGGACUGUGGCAUCGACAUCCUCAGCCUGAGCCAAGUGGAGGCUAUCGGCAAGGCCCACCACCACCAACCAGUUCCUCCCAGUCCUGAAGACAUGGCUAUCAUCUGCUUCACCAGUGGAACCACGGGGAACCCAAAGGGAGCCAUGCUAACACAUGGGAAUGUUGCUGCCAACUGCUCUGCCUUCAUCAAGGUCAUUGAGGAACACCUCAAAUUAGACCACCAUGAUGUUCAUAUAUCCUACCUGCCACUUGCCCAUAUGUUCGAGAGGGUCGUGGAGGGGGUCAUUCUGGUGCACGGGGGGCGGAUUGGUUUCUUCCAGGGAGACAUCCGCCUGCUGAUGGAUGACGUCGCCACCCUGAGGCCUACAGUGUUCCCUGUGGUGCCACGCCUCCUCAACAGGAUGUUCGACAAGAUCUAUGGGCAGGCUAACACCUCUCUGAAGAGGUGGGUGCUGGACUUUGCUUAUAAGAGGAAGGAGGCCGAGUUGCUGAGUGGCAUCGUUAGGAGGGACAGCAUAUGGGACAAACUCAUCUUUAGGAAAGUGCAGGCCAGUCUGGGAGGACGGGUGCGUCUGAUGAUGACGGGUGCUGCCCCCGUGUCUGCAACGGUGCUGACUUUCCUGCGAGCUGUGCUGGGCUGCCAACUGUAUGAGGGGUAUGGACAGACUGAAUGCACAGCUGGCUGCACAAUGACCGUACCAGGGGAUUGGACCGCAGGUCAUGUGGGAGCGCCCCUGCCAUGUAACUCUGUGAAGCUGGUGGAUGUGGCUGAGAUGAACUACCUGGCUGCCAAUGGAGAGGGAGAGGUGUGUGUGAAAGGAGCCAAUGUGUUUCUGGGCUACCUGAAGGACCCAGAGAAGACUGAGGAGACCAUUGACGCUAACGGCUGGGUCCACACAGGGGACAUUGGCAAGUGGUUACCGAACGGCACUUUGAAAAUUGUGGACAGGAAGAAGAACAUCUUCAAGCUGGCCCAGGGAGAGUACAUUGCACCAGAGAAGAUUGAGAAUAUCUACACCAGGAGUGACGCAGUGGCACAGGUCUUUGUGCACGGGGACAGCCUACAGGCAUGCCUAGUAGCCAUCAUUGUGCCAGAUCCUGACUUCCUUCCUGGCUGGGCCAAGAAGAGAGGACUGGAGGGAUCCUAUGGAGACCUAUGCAACAACAUGGAUGUAAAGAAGGCCAUUUUGGAAGACCUCUUGAAACUAGGGAAAGACAGUGGUCUGAAAUCUUUUGAGCAGGUGAAGGACAUCACCCUGUACACAGAGAUGUUCUCUAUCCAAAAUGGCCUUCUCACUCCCACCCUGAAAGCCAAGCGAGCAGAACUCAGGAACUACUUCAGGGAGCAGAUCGACAAACUGUACUCCAAGAUCAAGAUGUGAACAGUGGGAGGGCGGAAGGUAGGGUGUAACCGGAGCUGGUAGAAGAGAUCUUCUAUGCCACAGAUUGAGGACAUGUCUGUGAGGCCUGGUCUAUGGAUACACUUUGCCCUGUAUGGCCAGUUGCUCUCUGUCUUUGCCCUGUGUGGCCAGUUGCUCUCUGUCUGCAUAGGAACAAAACACAAUAGGAUCAUUAGGGAAGAAGAAACUGUGCUUGAUGUCACUCCCAACUGUCAGUAAAUAAUACCACAUAGCAUCAGUACUGUAAAUAAUACCACAUACUGGUAAAUAGCAACUGUCAGUAAAUUAUACCACACCAUACCUCAUUAGUUUUCUCAUGUACAGAACAAACGACACACCCAGCUCUGAUUUUUCAGGGGUUCCUUUUCCAAAGAAGACUUUUGGAUGUUAUCAUAGGCUUUAAGGGAUGGUGAAACUGUGUAAAGGGGAAUUGUAUCUUAGGAUACAUGCCUGCCUGAAGAAAAUGUACUACUCUAUAGGGCAGGGUUCCCCAAUAGGCGGCCUGCCAAGUUUUCUGAGCAAACAAAUACACAUUUAUACAAUUAUUAUUGUUGUAAUUUUUUUUUUUUUGGGGGGGGGAAAUCAUUUCAAAGUGACUUUAAUUUAGAAAAGCCGUUCCUAUGUAUUCCCAUGAAUAAAUAAAGGCAUAUGUGAUCGUAUUCAAAUGUAGAAAUGAUUGUUUUUGUCAUAUUAUAUCUGUUUGGGAUUGUUGCGGUCAAUUUGCAGUGUUUUUUCAGGUUCAGGUAUAUUGGUAAAUGAAUGUGUGUAAUCCUAAGGAGUAUUAUUUUUUUUUUAUGGAUCAGCAUCAAAUGAAGUAGUGUUUUGUGCUGAGUUGUCUCAGGCAUGUCCUCCUUUUGUACUGGAGCUCUCAGGGCUACAUGUUCUCACUUUCCAUAACACCCUCCAACACAAACACGUAAACACUAAAGCCUAAAUGUGAUAUAUAUUUUUUCAAAUUAUUGAAGAAGAAAAAGAGGGAUGUGUUUUUGUUUUUGCACUGUUCCUCAGUGGUUCCGUGAUGUGAAAGCUUGAGAUCGAGAACCAUGAUUGUGAAAAUGUUCAAUGUAAUCUUGGGAAGGACUUCACCGUCUCAUUCAACACCAUUACUUUAGAUACAUUUAUACAGAAAAUCUUUGUAGGGUAUACAAUAUAUGUAAAUUAUUUGUGUAGGGAAAAGUCAUUAAAAUUAAUUAUUUUAUUGAAUUGUUAGCUGUUUUAGGUUGUGGUGUUAUUUGAUUCAUGUGCACAACUUGUUCCACAUGCAUAAUCAGAUGGUAUGUGAUUUACAGUUUUUUGCAAUCAAUUUGGCCAUUUUUUUGUUGAUGUAAGUGGUAUAUUUUCUAAACUCCUAAGUACAAAACUCUAAAGUCAUAACACUUGUAAUGCCCCCUAUCUUAUGUUCAGAACCUUUGAUUGUGCAUUCAUUGGGGUUUCACACAAGUCAUUUAUGCAAAAUCAAAGUUUUCCAUGAAAUAGUAUGAGCACAUUUAGUUUAGUCACCAAUACAUCAGAUAAUGAUAUACUCACAAUUUUUUAUCAUUUUAACUACCAUUUAAUCAAAUGGCAAAGAAUACAAGAUACACAUUUCAAAACUGUUCUUUUUGAAGUGCUGAAUAGAAAGACUAGGAAUGGUCAAUAUAAUGUUCCAUACUGUAUUUGACUAUAACAUGGCAUGCACAGUUUUUGUAAUAAUUUGUAUCCAAUGGCAGGUUGUGAGCAUUGUAAAGCAGUUGGCACUGUAAAAAUAUACCAUGUGUUGUUUGCCACUUCUUCCCCAUGCAACAUUGUACAAGAUCACCUUUUCUAUGUGACUUGUGAACUGAUAGUGUCUCUCUGCUUGAAAUUCAUCAGCUUACCAACAAAAUUCAAAUGAAUAUAUUGUUAUAUACAACCCAGGUAUUUCAGCAGUGCAUUGUAAACUACACUAUAAUUCCAGGUGGUAGCACAUAGUGACUCUUUCCACUUUGUCCUAUUGAAGCACACUGGCUGAUAGAUAAUUAUGUAGUAUUUACAGCCACAUCCAUAUAUGAUUUGGUUUUACCUUCCAACAUAAAUUGAUUUCAAAUUGAUACAUUUUGAGGUAAAAAUGUAGUUUUCAGCAGUUAUCAAACUAUAUAUUCUAACUAGGCACUACAACAUUUUGGUUAAGUAGUUAUCAGUUUUGAGCAGUUUAAGUGAUAGUUUUGUUAACAAAUGACAAAAUUAUAUCAAAAGUAAAGUGAAUAUUGCAUUUUGAAAGAGUGAUUUGGUGCAGUGAACAAGUGACUGGUAAUGUGUUUGUUCUACUCAGUUAGUUGAAAAUGUGCUUAGUUUUGAAAAUGUAACACAUACUUGUGAAAAAGUGUAUCUAAUAUGAAAUAUUUUGCCUUAGUUUAAACUUGAUGGUGUUGUUAUUUCGACUACUAUGUUGUCUGGGAUUUGUUUGUUUUGUAAAAAAAUAAAUACAGAUUUUCGGGGGAAAACGGUUCCCAAUUAA